Cornus florida is the source of this 2003-nucleotide messenger RNA. RefSeq names its product probable plastidic glucose transporter 1. The record is from RefSeq and is a predicted model, not a curated record. Gene Ontology annotation, biological process: monosaccharide transmembrane transport. NCBI's taxonomy places the organism in Eukaryota, Viridiplantae, Streptophyta, Magnoliopsida, Cornales, Cornaceae. Gene Ontology annotation, cellular component: membrane. The transcript has 13 exons. Gene Ontology annotation, molecular function: hexose transmembrane transporter activity. The coding region runs from base 103 to 1743 and encodes 546 amino acids.
CAUUUGUAUUAUGAUAAAGAAGUUAAAAGAACGAAUCUGUCGUACUUUCUAGUUUUGUAUUUUCCAGUCGGAAAUUGAGCCGAGCCACUUCACUUUGAUCCGAUGUGGGCAACCGCCGGAUUUCAUCAAUUGGCUCCUCCAGCGCCGGCGAUCUUCACAGCUCGAUCGAACCCUAAACUCCUCAUAUUUGCUACUAACAAAUGGACACCAAUUCGUUUCGGUCUUUAUUCUCUGCCAAAAAGGUUUCGAGUUUCUGCCAAGAAAGAGCAGCUUCCGGAAUUACAGACUCCCAAAUCAGAUAGCGAAGAUGCAUCACUACAAGAAACCGGAGGUGCUGGAAUUGAUUUGGGAUGGUUACCUGCAUUUCCUCAUGUUUUGGUAGCCUCCAUGGCCAAUUUCCUCUUUGGAUAUCACAUUGGAGUAAUGAAUGGUCCUAUUGUAUCUAUUGCUCGAGAGCUUGGUUUUGAAGGAAACUCGAUUCUUGAGGGGCUUGUUGUGAGCAUAUUUAUAGGUGGUGCAUUCAUUGGAAGCAUCAGCUCUGGUUCACUGGUUGAUAAACUUGGUUGUAGACGCACCCUUCAGGUCGACACGAUACCGCUUAUUCUUGGCGCAAUUUUAAGUGCACAAGCCCAUUCCUUGGAUGAAAUACUCUUGGGAAGGUUUUUUGUUGGCCUUGGUAUUGGUGUGAACACUGUUCUUGUUCCUAUUUACAUUUCAGAGGUUGCUCCAACAAAAUAUAGAGGUUCAAUGGGGACCUUAUGUCAAAUUGGCACAUGCAUUGGAAUUAUUUCAUCACUCUUCAUAGGAAUUCCCUCUGAAAAUGAUCCCCACUGGUGGAGGAUGAUGCUCUAUAUUGCAAGUGUCCCCGGUUUUCUUCUGAUAAUUGGUAUGCAGUUUGCUGUAGACAGCCCCCGCUGGCUAUGUAAGGUAGGGAGACUAAAUGAUGCUAAAGAAGUUAUUCAAAACCUUUGGGGACCAUCUGAAGUCAACAAAGCAAUUGAAGAAUUUCAGAUGGUCAGUAGGAAUGAUGGUGGUGAUUUGGACAGCAGAUGGUUGGAACUCUUAGAGGAGCCACACUCUAGAGGUUGUACAAAGGAGGAAGCUACACAUAAACAUGCAGUUGCAUUCAUUGGAGGUGCCCUUUUUGUACUUCAACAGUUUGCUGGGAUAAAUGGAGUUCUUUAUUUUUCAUCCUUGACAUUCCAAGAUGUUGGAAUCACAACAAGUGCUUUUGCAAGCCUAUAUGUUGGACUUACUAACUUUGCAGGCGCGCUUUGUGCUUUGUACUUAAUGGAUAAGCAAGGGAGGCAGAAGCUUCUAAUUGGAAGUUACGUAGGAAUGGCAGUAUCGAUGUUUUUAAUUGUUUAUGGUAUCAGCUCACCAAUAAAUGAAGAUUUCAGCCACAACUUAUCAGUACUGGGAACUCUCCUGUACAUAUUUUCCUUUGCUAUUGGAGCUGGUCCUGUAACUGGUCUUAUUAUACCAGAGCUUAGCAGCAGCAGGACACGCGGGAAGAUCAUGGGCUUCAGUUUCUCAGUUCAUUGGGUUUGCAAUUUUUUGGUGGGUCUAUUCUUCCUGGAACUGGUGCAGAAAUUUGGUGUUGCUCCAGUUUAUGCAAGCUUUGGCGCUGUAUCCUUGUUGGCGGCAACAUUUUCUUAUUACUUUAUAGUUGAAACCAAAGGGCGGUCUCUUGAAGAAAUUGAGAUGUCCUUGAAUCCCAAUUUACAACUUAAAGAUAAGUGAUCGCUUGAAAAGGUACUUGCACAAGAUGGCUCAAUGUGUUUUAAGGGUAGUGGUUUGUCUAAAGUUUUGACUCAUGAAUACCUUCAAGCAUAGUUAUGGAUUAAUUGUGUCCAUUUUGUUUCCUAUGGCUAUGCUAGAAGAACUUUAAUACUGUAAAUUAAGUUUUUUUUUUUUUUUUUGGUUCCUUAAUUUUCUUUUUCUUUGUUAGAAUACCAUCAAUUUUGUACUAUUAAACUUUUCUGUUUGUCCAUUUCCACUGC